AUGCAUCAGAGGAGGAGGAUCAGAGGAGGAGGAGCAGAGGAGAUGCAUCAGAGGAGGAGGAGCAGAGGAGAUGCAUCAGAGGAAGAGGAGCAGAGGAGAUUCUUCCGAGGAGGAGGAGCAGAGGAGAUGAAUCAGAGGAGGAAGAGCAGAGGAGAUGCAUCAGAGGAGGAGGAGCAGAGGAGGAGGAGCAGAGGAUAUGCAUCAGAGGAGGAGGGGCAGAGGAGAUGCAUCAGAGGAGGAGGAGCAGAGGAGAUGCAUCAGAGGAGGAGGGGCAGAGGAGAUGCAUCAGAGGAGGAGGAGCAGAGGAGAUGCAUCAGAGGAAGAGGAGCAGAGGAUAUUCUUCCGAGGAGGAGGAGCAGAGGAGAUGCAUCAGAGGAGGAGGAGCAGAGGAGAUGCAUCAGAGGAGGAGGAGCAGAGGAGAUGCAUCAGAGGAGGAGCAGAGGAGAUGCAUCAGAGGAGGAGGUGCAGAGGAGAUGCAUCCGAGGAGGAGGAGGAGCGGAGGAGAUGCAUCAGAGGAGGAGGAGCAGAGGAGAUGCAUCAGAGGAGGAGGAGAUGCAUCAGAGAAGGAGAGGAGUUGGCUCAGCUGAGGAGCAGCAGAGGAGACGAGGAGCAAGGAGCAAAGGAGCGAAGAAGCACAGUGGUGGAGUAGAUAUGUGCUGUGUUCAGAUCCUCUUUGUUGCUUUAUCUGAGAAGGAGCAGCAGCGGAGAGGAAGGAGAGGCAAGAAGAGGAAGGAGAUGGAGCAUUGGAGAGGCAUGGAGCAGAGAAGGCACGGACGGGGGAAGGCCAAAGGAGCAGAGGAGCAGAGAGCAGCACAGCUGUGCUUCCCCCCAACGCUGCUGGCCGCAUGGAGGAGAGAAGGCAUGGAGGGGAGAAAGCACGGCCCACAGGCACGGCUUGAUGGGACGGCAGCUGCUACCUUCCUCGCUCCUACCUCCCUCCCGCGUGCUGCUGCUGGUGCUGUGAAUGGUGGUGCUGCUGCUGCGUUGGGAGGUGUUGCUGCUGCUGCUGCAUUGGAGGUGGCACCCGCAGUGACACCAGCGGUGGGAGUAGGGGAGAGGCAUGCUAAGGACGCAGAGGCGAGGGAGCAGCAGACAAGAUGGAUCAGCAGUGGAGGUGCAAAGGAGACGGCUGCUACAGGCGAGCAGAGGAGACGGCUGGACUGCCAUGAGCGGGCCUGCGAGCUGUACCUACCUUUAGCUACCUUUGGCUACCUUUUUCUCCCAAGGAGGUGUGAAGGGGAUGAAGCAGCUGUGAAGGGGAUGAAGCAGCUGUGA
Molecule: messenger RNA, 1275 nt
Organism: Closterium sp. Naga37s-1
Lineage: Eukaryota; Viridiplantae; Streptophyta; Zygnematophyceae; Desmidiales; Closteriaceae
Source: the annotation of a GenBank genome assembly